This is a messenger RNA of Telopea speciosissima, 3404 nucleotides long. RefSeq names its product probable leucine-rich repeat receptor-like protein kinase At1g35710. Gene Ontology annotation, biological process: hormone-mediated signaling pathway; protein phosphorylation. Gene Ontology annotation, cellular component: plasma membrane. The transcript is spliced from 3 exons. The record is from RefSeq and is a predicted model, not a curated record. The coding region runs from base 374 to 3394 and encodes 1006 amino acids. Lineage: Eukaryota; Viridiplantae; Streptophyta; Magnoliopsida; Proteales; Proteaceae. Gene Ontology annotation, molecular function: protein kinase activity; ATP binding; protein binding.
AUCAUGCACGUGGUUUGGCAUAACUUGCAACAAAGUUGGAAGCAUGGUUGAGAUUAACCUUCCCGAAACAGAGCUGCAAGGUACGCUUGACAACUUCACCUUCUCUUCCUUUCCUUAUCUCCUCCGUCUCAAUCUCUACUUUAAUCAACUCACAGGAACCAUACUUGAGCAUGUUGGUAUUCUCUCCAAACUCACCCACCUCGAUCUCUCCAAUAAUAAUCUUUCCAGUGUUCUGCCUCCCACUUUUAGUAAUUUAAGUAGCUUGCAAUUCUUAGUCCUCUACAAAAAUGAAAUCAGUGGCACGAUACCAUUAGAGAUAGGACAUAUGAAAAAUCUGGUUAAACUGUCAAUAGGAUGGAAUUAAUUGACUUGUAUGAUUCCCCUUGUCCUGGCUAAUUUAAGCAACAUUCACUUUCUAUACCUGCAUACCAAUGAACUCGGUGGUCCAAUACCAUCAGAACUAGGAAAUCUAGAUAAUUUGAUUGACUUGCAGCUAGUUGGAAACAAACUUACCAGUCCAAUUCCUCAUUCUUUGACUAAUUUGAGUAAACUAGAGAAUCUGUAUUUGUAUGAGAAACAAUUAUCUAGUCUAGUGCCUUCAAAAAUAGGAAAUAUGAAAAAUCUACUUGGCUUGGCGCUACAUCAAAACAAACUCAAUGGUUCAAUCCCUCAUUCGUUGGCUAAUUUAAGUAGACUAGAGAAGCUCUAUUUGUAUGAGAAUAAAUUAUCAGGUCCGGUGCCUUUAGAAACUGGAGAUAUGGAAAAUCUGGUUGAAUUGUCGCUAUUUCAAAACAAACUCAGCGGUCCAAUUCCUCACUCUCUGGCUAAUUUGAGUAGACUAGAGAUUCUCUAUUUGUAUGAGAUUCAAUUAUCUGGUCCACUGCCUUCAGAAAUUGGAGAUAUGAAAAAUCUGGUUGACUUGGAGAUUUCUCAAAACAAACUCAGCGGUCAAAUCCCUCAUUCUCUAGCUAACUUAAGUAAACUAGAGAUUCUCUAUUUGCAAGAGAAUCAAUUAUCUGGUCUGCUACCUUCAGAAAUUGGAGAUAUGGAAAAUCUUGUUGAGUUGGUGCUAUAUCAAAACAAUCUCAGCGGUCCAAUCCCUCAUUCUCUAGCUAACUUAAGUAAACUAGAGACUCUCUAUUUGCAUGUGAAUCAAUUAUCUGGUCCGCUGCCUUCAGAAAUUGGGGAUAUGGAAAAUCUUUUUGGGUUGGUGCUAUAUCAAAACAAUCUCAGCGGUCCGAUCCCUCAUUCUCUGGCUAAUUUAAGUAAACUAGAGUUUCUCCUUUUGUUUGAAAACCAAUUAUCUGGUCCCAUACCUCAAGACUUUGGUAGCCAAGUAUCCAUUGUUGCAAUCGAAUUGAAUGACAACCUCUUAUCUGGAAACUUACCACAACAAAUAUGCCAAGGAGGAUCACUUCAAGAAUUAGCGGUUAAGAACAAUAGUCUCAUGGGUCCUAUUCCGGAUUUGAGAAAUUGCACAAGUCUGACGAGAGUUCGACUUGAAAACAACCUAUUUGUAGGAAAUAUAACCAACAGUUUUGGUGUACAUCCACAUCUUUAUUACAUUGAUAUGAGUCACAACAAACUAUAUGGAGAGCUAUCACCAAAUUGGGGAGAAUGUAAGAAUUUGUCGGUGCUAAAGAUUUCUGGAAAUAAUAUCAAUGGGAAGAUACCAUCUGAGGUUGGUCAGUUAACUCGACUUGGACAACUUGACCUUUCUUUCAACAAAAUUGUAGGAGGAAUACCAAAGGAACUCGGUAUCUUAUCCAGUUUGCUCAACUUAUAUUUAAAUGACAACCAGAUUUCAGGGCAUAUGCCAGUUGAAAUUGGCAAAUUAAUCAAUUUAGAGCAUUUAGACCUAUCAUCAAAUAGGCUAACUGGAUCAAUCCCCGCACAACUUUGUCAAUGCUCUAAACUUUUGUCAUUAAAUUUGAGUUGUAAUUCAUUCAAUGGAAGCAUUCCAUCUCAAAUUGGUGAUCUAGUAUUCCUACAAGCUCAAUUGGACCUUAGUCAUAAUUCAAUCAGUGGAAUAAUACCACCACAGCUUGCAAAGUUGAUGAUGUUGGAAAUUUUGAAUUUAUCCCAGCAUAUGAUCAUUGGCUCCAUCCCCCUUUCUCUCGAAGAUAUGAUUAGCUUAGUAUCUCUUGAUUUGUCCUAUAAUCAGUUGGAGGGUGUUGUUCCUAACAAUAGGGUUUUCAGACAUGCUGCUUCACCACAAGCAUUUAGAAACAACAAAGGGUUAUGUGGUGAACUUCAAGGUCUACUUCCCUGCAAUCGAUCUCGUACAAGUAAGCGAUAUGGUAAAAAUGGACACAAAGUCCUCAUAUCCAUCAUUACUUCUUUGAUAGGAACUGUGUUCCUUGCAUUUGCAAUUGUUGUUGUCCUUUUCCACUUGCGAAAAAAAAUGACAAAAGGAAAUGUAGAAGCAACAAGAAGAAACCAUGGCAAUAUAUUUUCAAUAUGGAAUUUCGAUGGCAAGAUUGCAUAUGAGGACAUAAUUCAAGCAACAGAGGAUUUUGAUGCCAAAUAUUGCAUUCGAGCUGGAACUUAUGGGAGUGUUUACAAAGCAAUCCUACCUACAGGUCAUGUAGUAGCCUUGAAGAAGUUCCAUCAAUUGGAAGGCGAGGUGAUAGUUGAUGAAAGCUUUGAGAAUGAGAUGCGUGUAUUAACAAAUAUCAGGCAUCGGAACAUUGUCAAACUUUAUGGGUUCUGCUCCCAUCCACAAUGCAUGUUUCUUGUUUAUGAGUACAUGGAAAAAGGAAGCUUAACACAUAUCUUGAGCAAUCAAGCCGAGGCUGUGGAGUUGGAUUGGCUAAAAAGAGUAAAUGUCAUCAACAGUGUGGCAAAUGCUUUGUCUUACUUGCAUCAUGAUUGUAUUCCACCAAUAAUUCAUCGGGAUAUUUCAAGCAAAAAUAUAUUGCUUGACUUGGAACUUGAGGCUCGUGUUUCUGAUUUUGGUGUUGCAAGACUGUUAAAGCCAAACUCAUCUAAUUGGACGUCACUCAAAGGAACUCGUGGAUAUAUUGCUCCAGAGCUUGCCUACACCAUGGCUUUAACUGAUAAGUGUGAUGUAUAUAGUUUCGGAGUAGUGACAUUAGAAAUAAUUAUGGGAAGGCAUCCAGGGGAGUUCAUCUCAUCUGUAACGUCACCAGUUGGCCAAAAGAUGCUAUUAAGGGACAUGCUAGACCCACGUCUCAGCUUCCCAUCAGAUCAAAAGGUUGCAAAGGAUGUGGUUUCUGUUGUGAGAAUAGCAAUUGCAUGUUUACAUAGUCACCCACAAUCCCGCCCAACUAUGCAUCAAGUAUCAAAAGAGCUACUUGUUCUCCGACCAUCAUUUGUGGAGCAUUUUUAUACAAUUACUGUAGGUCACCUAAAUGAUAUUGAAGUACAAUAAUUGUGAUCGA